Molecule: messenger RNA, 1966 nt
Organism: Cyclopterus lumpus (lumpfish)
Lineage: Eukaryota; Metazoa; Chordata; Actinopteri; Perciformes; Cyclopteridae
Gene: ccr9b
Product: chemokine (C-C motif) receptor 9b
Exons: 3
Coding region: 444-1694 (416 amino acids)
Biological process (GO): G protein-coupled receptor signaling pathway; chemotaxis; immune response
Cellular component (GO): membrane
Molecular function (GO): chemokine receptor activity
Source: RefSeq, a predicted model, not a curated record
GCAAUGUAACAACGGGGCCUUUACGACGUCUCAACGCGGACUACCUCCGCCAGAUGUGAUCUUUAAUCACACCUCAUGGUUUUCAGUUUCAUGCAUCACUCAUCUGUGCUGUUAAGUGCUCCACCUGUGCACCCACAGUGUGUCAAAAACAGGCUUCGACUUGGUCCGACUUAAUUGGCUGUGGAAGGAAUGUGGGUGCAUUGUUUUGGUUCUCGUUUGAUGGCCACAGGGGUUACGUUUAAAAAAAAAAAUCACAGCUUUCCCGUGAAACUCCGGCACACCGUUCAAAGAUCAUAUUUGGAAACAAGUUGCCUUUCAAAUCAACGCACAUUUCAUAUAUAGCCGUGCUUAGGGUAAGAAAUCUACAGCACAAAGGGUCGUGAGUGGUUUUGUCGUGUGCAGACUGAGUCGGAGAUGAUGUGAUGUGAUUCAGCACGUGAUCCAUGUGGUUAAAGGGAAACCAUAUAAGCAAGAGGAGAUGUGUCUGUGUGUUGAAGAGACCCGUUGCACGACCCAGACAGAAAAAACAGAGGCUGCUUCCUCCGUCUCAUCACUCAGUGGAUAACAUGGAGGAGACAUUCACAAUUAAUAUGACCACAGGAACUGAUUAUGCUGGAACUGAUUAUUCUGGAACUGACCCGACUGAAUACCCAGAUGACUAUGGUUCAGAGCCGACUGUAAACUCAGGCAUGUGUGGCAGGAGCUGGGUGAGGGAGUUCCGCGGGCAGUACGAACCACCUCUCUUCUGGCUCAUCUUCCUCCUUGGCGCCGUGGGCAACCUGUUGGUGGUUUGGAUCUACACCACCGUGCGCAACCGCCUGAAGACCAUGACCGACGUGUACCUGCUCAACCUGGCGCUGGCUGACCUCUUCUUCCUGUGCAUGCUGCCCUUCUGGGCUGUCGAUGCCAUCAAUGGCUGGCACUUUGGCAUCGGCCUCUGCAAAAUGGUGUCGGCGGUCUAUAAAAUCAACUUCUUCAGCAGCAUGCUCCUGCUCACCUGCAUUAGUGUGGACCGCUACAUCGCUAUUGUGCAAGUCACCAAGGCCCAGAACCUGAAGAAAAAGGGGCUGUUUUACAGCAAACUGGCCUGCCUGGGUGUCUGGUUUGUCUCCACUCUCCUGGCCCUCCCGGAGUUCAUCUUCGCCCAGGUGAAGACGGACCAAAGCGGGCAAUCCUUCUGUGUUCUGGUUUUCUGGAACAACGCGUACAACCGCACCAAGAUCCUGGUUCUGUCCCUGCAGAUCUGCGUGGGCUUCUUCCUUCCUCUACUAGUCAUGUUAUUUUGUUACUCGGUCAUCAUUCGCACACUUCUGCAGGCCAAGAGCUUUGAAAAGCACAAGGCCCUACGCGUCAUCUUUGCUUUGGUGUUUGUGUUCGUUCUCUCUCAGCUGCCUCACAACGGCGUGCUGAUAUUGGAGGCCACGCAGGCCGCUAAUACUACCAUCACCAAUUGUAACACCGUGUAUGGGUUCGAUGUAGCCGGACAGAUCGCCAAGAGCCUGGCGUUUACUCACGCCUGCCUGAACCCAUUCCUGUACGUCUUCAUUGGAGUGCGCUUCAGACAAGACCUCGGGAGGAUCGUGAAGAAGUGUGCUGGCGGUCUGAGAAAAGGAGGGCUCAGUAAAAUACAGGCAGUUCCCAAACGUCCCUCUGUCAUGUCAGACACUGAUACUACACCUGCCCUUUCUAUAUAAAGGCCCAUUUUCCUAAAAUCCUAAACCUGAAUGUUUACAUUCAGUUUACAUUCAUAUUCCAACGGUCACAAUCACAAUUGUUCUGGAUUCACUGUAUUAACUGUACAUUUCUGUAAAUACUUUUUUAAAGUGUUUGUAUUUUUACAUUUUUUUCUCUUCCCAUCAUGUAUUUGUCGUGUGCUGCUGUAACGAAAUAAAAAAAACUAAACAAUUGUAAUUUAGAUUUUCACGUAAAAAAAAACAACAUCAAUUAAAAAAAAAUGACAAAAGCA